This is a messenger RNA of Planococcus citri (citrus mealybug), 7343 nucleotides long. Its product is annotated as CREB-regulated transcription coactivator 1-like. The transcript has 14 exons. Gene Ontology annotation, molecular function: cAMP response element binding protein binding. Gene Ontology annotation, cellular component: nucleus; cytoplasm. NCBI's taxonomy places the organism in Eukaryota, Metazoa, Arthropoda, Insecta, Hemiptera, Pseudococcidae. The record is from RefSeq and is a predicted model, not a curated record. Gene Ontology annotation, biological process: positive regulation of transcription by RNA polymerase II; protein homotetramerization. Bases 1092 to 3308 code for a protein of 738 amino acids.
UCGGAACUCGAACUCGAACGUCGAAUGUUAUUGAAGCCAUCAUUCAGCCUGUUGUUUCUCAAUCUCAAUACAUAUUUUUCACAAUUUCGUUUCGUCGUUGGCGUUUGGCGUUUUUUUGAUUUGCGAUUUCACGCCGUCGCGUAUUUUGUUUCGUUUAUCGUUAUUCGUUUGCGAUUUGUUGGCGUUCGCGUUCGCCGUAAUCCGCAGUAGGCUGUGCUGUAGCUGUAGCCUGGUAGCCAGGUAAAUUUCAUAUUUCGUCAAUCGUCAUUUUGCGAAUCGUGAAUCCGAGUCAAGUGCGUCGCGUUAAUUGUUGUGCAAACAAACGGAAUAAUAAUACGUACAGAAAUACGAAACGAAACGAACCAACCAAGUACUCGUCCGUCGUAAUCGUAAUUCUAGAUUAGAAAAUUACUGCGAAGUGAUGAGAUGCGAUGCGAUUGCGAUGCGAUGUGAAGUGAAGUGAUAUUGUGAUGUGAUGUGAUGUGAUAUGGUGUACUGUAUAACACUGUACGGUGAAUCGGUGAAUCGGUGAUAGUAGUGUAAGUGUCAGUGUCGGGACGAGUGUUCACUGUUUGGUGGUGCAUUGUGUUUUGUGCUGGCGCUGGGUAAUGCACCCUAAUACGAGUAAUACAGUAUUGUUACCGUUGAUAAGUUAAUGUUGUACGUAUAAUUAUUAUUCGUAUUGCUCGUAUGAAUGAAAACUAUACGCUGUAUUAUGCGUUGCGAUGAGAUUACGAUGCGAUGGUGGCGAUGAUGGUGCCGACGACGACGACGACGACGACGACGAUGCCAAUUGUGAUGAUGGUGAAGGUGAUCGUAAACUCAAACACAAACAGCGAUAGCGAUAGCGAUCAUUUGUAUUGCCGCGGAUUGUUUUCGAUUGCGUGCGGUGCCGCGUGAUUUGCUGGGCCUGUCCAGUGCCAGUGCCAGUGCCAGUGUCCAUGUUGGCGUUCGCGUUCGCGCUGAUUGAUACCUAGGUAAUAUUUUGUGUGUGGCCGUUCCGUUGCAUGGUUUGACACCUACAGCGCCAAAGGGAUACCUACGACAGACACCUACUUGAUAUCCAAUUCCAAUUCCAAUCGCAGCCAACCAUGACAAGUCAACCGAGAAAGUUUAGCGAGAAGAUAGCUCUUCACAAUCAGAAACAGGCUGAAGGCGAUGCAGCUUUCCAACAAAUUAUGCGCGAAGUUACCGAUGUCACGAGCCUUAAUACCGCGCGAAGUUGCAAAAAACUUGAACGUAGCGUGGGCAUUUCACAAAGUUGCGGCGGAGGUUCUUUACCGAAUGUUAAUAAUAUCGCCUCUCGCAGUAAUUCGCCCUCGGCGGCUUCUUUCAUUAAGCCGGCUCGUAGUAAUCUGGAAGAAAUGCACUGCAGCAGAGUGGACUCGACAACGGCCGCGCCGGCGAGCACGGGGCCGCGAGAAAGAGGUCGCAGCGUCGGUUCCGUCGGCCCUAUGCGUUCCAAGCCCGUAGAAAAAAGAGUAGACACGUCGCCGUAUUCGUGCGGCCCGUAUUUAUCGCCGCCUUCCACCGAUCUUAGUUGGCGUAGAACUAAUUCCGAUUCGGCGCUUCACCAGAGUGUUCAAAAUCCCAGUAAUACUCUUCACAGUCCGGGAUCUCAAAGACGAAUUACCACAUUGGAUAAUCGUCAACAUUACGAUCCAUCUAGAACGCGACAUCUUUCUGUAUCAUCGGAUAAAAGGCCGCGAUCUUGUUGCGAUGUUCCCAACAGUAUACCUGACAUCAACAUUUUCCCGUCGCAACAAGAACCGGGCACCAUUCAGAUACCCAUCAAUAACAGUAAUACCGGUUCUUUGCCAGACCUGACGAGCUUCCAGUUUUCAUCGCCUAUCCACACUCCUUUAGAUCAAGAUGACCAUCAAAGUUCUACUUACAGUAGCGCGAGUCCGCAAUGCACUAGUCCUUCCACGUUAUCGCCUACUUCAUUACCGCCCAGAACACCGGGAAGAUUUUCAUUUGGCAGUACUCCGCCUCACGAAUCUUCUGGGCCUCCAUCUUACGCUUCUGUUAGUCCUCCGAGUCCCGGUGCUUCGACUCAUUUGUCAGUGCCAUACGCGAAUUCGGGAUUUAUUCGUAAGCAAGGCUAUAAUAUGCUCGAUAGCAGUCCGGUGGAGUCCGGUAAUUAUCAUUUGCAGCAGCAGCAGCAGCAGCAGCAACAACAACAACAACAACAACAACAUCAGCAGCACCAACAACAGCAGCAGCAGCAGCAACAACAACAGUUACUAAUACAUAAGCAACAAUCAUUGAAUCAUCAUCAGCAGCAGCAGCAACAAUCGCAGCUGUCUAAACAAAUUUUACAACAGCAAAUGCCGUCGAGUCAUCAUCAUCAGCAGCAGCAGCAGCCGCAGCCUCAGCAGAUGCAACAGUCUCAACGACCUCCUCAAUAUACUUAUCAUCAACAAGCACAGUCGCCUCAACGACAGUCGCCCGUCAGUCCAGUCGAAAUUUCCACGUCCGAUUCCGUCAUCCUGAAUCACCGCAAUUCAUUAACUUCGUACAGAUCUCCGCAGUCGAUUAGCCGACCUAGUCCUCAGUCGUCUCCAAUUUUAAAUAUCAAACAAUAUAAUAAUACUAGUCCGUACAGUAGCGCGCCGCAAAGUCCAACUUCAUCUUGUAAUUCGAUGACCGGCGGAGGCGGAGGCGGCGGCGGCGGCGGCAAUUUGCAACAGCACCAACAACAACAGCAGCAGCAGCAGCAGCAGCAGAAUUACAAUUCGCACAACGAUUAUUUUGUUACGCAAGCUCAAGAAACGUUGCAACAACAUUUCGAGCAAAUCAGAAUGGAUUGGUGCCAAUUAUUAGGUCUGCAAACGUUAGUGGAUACUAAUCCUUUGUGGAUGACUGAAUCUUUGCAGUUGGACAGUCCUGUUUCUCCUUCAGUCGAUCAGAUGCUACCGAUGAGCAAUGGCCCGUCCAACUUUUAUCAACAGAGUGACGAUCUAUGCACAAUGGUCAACUCGAACGAAUUAGCGGCCGAUCAAGGAUAUUACAGUACGUCACCUUCGCAACAGUUACAAUACUGCACUACCGUGAAUAGCGCUCAAACUACGCCAAACACGCCCUCCAGUAUACCAGACAUUGUACUUACAGAUUUCUCGACGACGGGCGAUGAAUCGCGACGUGAUAUGGCGAAAGACUUCAGCUGUGAUAUCGGCCUAUCGAAUUUUUUUCAAUCCGCCGAAGGACUUCGCGAUGGACUCGACCCCAUCGAUUUCGUCGACGGCUUACAAAUGCUGGAACAGCUCAACGAAUCUGCCAACUCGCAGUUUACAUUAGAGCCGUAGGUGCCGCCACGCAACACAAUUUCGCUGUUCAGCGGUAUCCGCAUCCGCAUCCGCAUCCGCAGCACAUCGGCCAUGGUACCUGACCUACCAAAGGACCAUAGGUACAGCUAUGUACUACCUACCGGCUACCGGCGCUGCGUACUACUCGUACGAGUACAAUAUCUAUCUAUAUCGUAUUCGUGUUUUUUUUUUGCUGUUGUUGUUAUUACUGUGUGUGUUCGCGUGUGUACUCGUUCCCCUUCCCCCUCAAUCAUAAUUAUCAUCGUGAUCGCGAUCGUGAUCAUCUGCGAGAGUAGGUACCUGUGAAAUAUUUGUAUUCACUCGCUCGGAAUCGCCAUCCGUCUGUUAGACAUAUCUAUAUAUUUUUCAUUUUUAUCUCGCUUUUUUCGGUUCUUCUUCGUCUUUUCUACGAGCAAUUUUUUUCGCCGCCUUUUUCGCGGGUUGGUUUUACUUUUACUGUUUCGAAUUGCCGCCGCCCCGCGUCUGUCUCCAGUCAGUUUUCUUCGAUGACGCUGAUAUCGAUAUUAGAAUAAUUUCAAUUUUUUCAAAUUCAACAUUACUAGAGAGUUGCGUUGGGAGCAGCUCCUAUUGCCCCUCCAAAAACGUUGAAAAUAUUUCCCUUGAAAAUUCAAAAUCCUCGAAAAACUCCCCACCAACUAUAAGUGCCGAGUGAAAAAUCCCUACAUUUGGCUACCCUGCAACUCUGGCACUCUAGCCACGCCGCGCCGCGCCCACAACGGAAAACAAACUGGCUGCACUGGACUGGGCUGGACUGGGCUGGACAACGAACGGUGUGUUCAGCUCGGGCGCUUCAAAAAUAUACGUAUGUACUAUGUAGUAAAGUGUUCUUUCGGACUUUUAAUAUUACGUAAUUUGAAAAUUUCAAUCUUUCCUUUCUCGAUGACACGACGUGACAAAAAUCUGCACGUGCGAGUAAAACAAAAAUCAUCGAAAUCAGUCGAGUAAGAAGAGGCUUCUGGCUGACAAACUAUCCAACUAUCGCGUCGCCGGUCGCCGGUCGCCGGGUAACCAAAUUUCAACGAAUAUUCUUUCAAAUUCGCCGAAGCAUCCGCAAGUGAGAAAGAAAUACCUACCUACGUAAUAACUAAUAAAAAGGAAACGAUUUUAGGUUAGACGAUUAUUGCGAGUACCUAAAAUUGUAUUUGUAUCGCUUUUUUGUUGGUCGUUUCGUUUCGUUUCGUUCCGUUCGUACGAGUAAGUACGAGUAAAUUGACGCUUCCGUAUUACGACCUGUACCAUAUAUGUGUACUUGGCUACCUAUUUCGUGCGUACGUCGCGUCGCGUGGUACCGUACCUACAUUGUAUACAUUAUAGCUAGGUGUAGGUACCUUUUACCUUACCUAAGUGAUUCUUUACUCCCUUGUUAAUUGUUUAUUUGUUGUUGUUGUUGUUUUUGUUUUUUGGUUUUUCUCGUAUUGUAGAUAUUGUUUUUUGAUGUUUGGUUGGGCAUAUGCAUUUUUGUUUUCACGUCUAGCGUAUCUGGAUAUUCUCGGUGGUUUCAACUCGACAAGGUUCGAUGAAAUUUUGACUGUUUUUUGAAAAUUAGCCGGAUUAGGUGGUGGAGAUGCUACGACGACCACGACCACGACCACGAGUUGAUGUAAUAGGCACGUAAAUAUAUGUCUACGUCGUAAUAUGUAUACCUACGAGUAUGUACCUGCCCAAGUGCCGACUCUUAGACCUAGGUGCGGCUAGCCGAUAGUUACUGUUCAAUUUCCCGAACCACUCCGAGUUCAGAAUAAUACCUAUCGAUAUAGAAUUUUUUUUAUUGAAAAUAGUAAUCCGACGACUGCGACGUUGUAUCUCAACUCAACCUAUGUGAGGUGAACAUACGAGUAUGUAUUACGUAUUAUGUUCUGUAGUUGGUCAAAGCGAAUAGCAGCUCUCGUCCACGCCCUCGCCCUCGUCCGGUCUACUCUACUCUACUAAUACGUAGUGCCUUACCUACUUACUCGUGUUAUAAGAUUGAAAUUUCUUCGUGGCACGACGCGAAAAAAAGAAACGGACGGCCGACGCGACGCGACGUGGCGAAAACUGAGUGAAAAGUUGAGAAAUUCGGCUUCGGCUUCGGCUUGGGCUUGGGCUGCUAUUUUUUGCUCUGAAAUCUAUAUUCGUCUACCCAACAUCCCUGAAAGGUACUCGUACAUAGCAGUAGCUGUAUAAGUGUGUAGUGUGUACUGUGCAGCGUACGUACACUAUAUAUACAAUUAUGUAUUGUAUUAUGUACAUUGUACACACACACGUGUACAGAUUCCGAUUCAAACUACUUACAUAAUCCGUGUUACGAUGAAUUCGAUGUACCUCUACCUACUACCUACUAGUGGGGUUGCUGCUGCGGCUCCUUUUUCCGAAGCAUCUCUCACCACCCGACCACCCGUAACUUACCGUAACCUGCGACAAGCGACAAGCGACCAGACAUUAAGAUAACCAGUUACAUUUCGCUUUCUUUCGCCAUUCGCCAUUCGCCAUUCGCCAACGUGCGACUCGACGUUGCGACUGCGACUGCGACUACGUCUACGUCGAGUCACGCCUUGAAAAUGCGUGUUUUGUUUUUGUUGCGUUGUUUUUCUUUUCUCGAAAGACGAGUUAAAAGGCUUACCCCUCCCCUCCUCCCUUGUUUCUUUUUUCGUCGUUUUUAUUUCGCGUUGUUUUUGGUCGUUUCGAUUUUCACCUCUGUCGUUGGAAAUCAUCUCUUAAUUGGUACCUAUUUUUUAAGUUGUUAUUUUAUCAAAUUUGAGAAAUGAAAAAAUCGUUUAUUGUGAUAAUAAUUUUAUAAUACCUACGUUUAAGUUGUGUACUUAGUUGAUAAGGUCGCGCACUUCAACUCUUAAUAACGUUCUUUUACCUUUUGUUCGUUUGUGUGUUUGUUUGUUAGUGUGCGAGUGUGAAUGUGUUUUUUUAUUUUUUUUUUUUUCAACGUCAGAACGCGUGGAGAAAUCUGCGGAAAUGAAUGACGUUUUUGCGUGUGUCUGUGCUCUGUGUACAUAAUUUGGAUAUCUUUUGCACCUACUUCUUUUAUAUGUUGAUAGAUAUGUACAUGCGUAGAUUAACUAUCUACCUACCGUUUGUUAAUUUGUUAUUGUAACUAUCCGCUAUCUUUAUAAAUUAGAUAUUACAUAUUAUUAGAUACUAUUAUUAUUGUUUUGUCAUUCUUAUUACGCGUAUCAUUAUCGCGAGUCCGAGUACCAUUGUUUUGUGUUUUCUCAAAAUUUGUGUCGAGUGUUAUGUUACAAACGAAUACGAAUUGUUUGAUUACCCAAAACGCGCAAAGUACUUAGGUACAUAUUUGGCGUUCGCCAAUUCACCAAUUCGCCAUCGCGUGGAUACGUAACUAAGCUUGAAUUUUUCUAUUUCGAGUUUUCUUUUUAUUUCUUUUUUUCAUAGGUCUCAUUUUUUCUAGUUGUUCGCGUUUACGGUUAUUUUAUUCUUUUUUUUCUCGUUUGUUUGUUUACCUAUUUGAUUGUUGUUUUUUUUGUCAUUUUUACCCCAUCGCUGUCUCUUUCCGUGUACCUUUUUUCCCUCUAUCAUCUGUUUGUCUGUUCUGUCUGUCUCUCUCUGUUUUUUUUUUUUUUUGAUAAGUCAUUAUUAAAUCUUACUUACUUACGGUUUUUCUGUAACAUAUUAAAAAUUAAAAUACCUAUCGCUGUUACUGUCGCUAUCUAUCUAUAUCUAUCUAUGUAUGUAUACCUACGAGUAGAAUUGUCGUGUCCGUGUACGUCUACGUGUACGUGUAGUGUACUUAUACAUAUUAUGACGACGAUGUUGUUACUACAAUUUUGUUAAUUCCGAUCGGAGUGUGUCAAGUGUUAUUUUUCGAUUAAGAUUAAUUUUGUUUUCUAUACCUAGGUAUCUAUUUGUGUAUCGUUUAGGUCUUGUACAUUAACAUUAUUACGUACGUGUAUUUGUUGUUCAAAGAUCUUCGUUUUAUGUUUUCCAUAAAAAUUUACAUUUUCUUGUUAUAAUUUUGAUACUUCUUUCUAGACGUCCUAAUAAACAUUCUUUUUAUUUUGUUAA